CCUCCAUCUCAACCUCUCCCUUUAUUUCGUUCACGGCUACGUUCUUAUCUACUCACAAGAAAGCAAUAAAAGACUCUUUCUUGCUCUCUUGAUUUGCUCAAAAGUAUCGAAUUUGCCAAGUGGUUUACGUUUAGAACGAUGGGUUCUUCUGCGGAGCAGUGCAUUUUGGUGACAGGUGGUGCUGGGUUCAUUGGGACGCACACUGUUGUUCAGCUUCUGAAUCAGGGCUUCAAGGUUUCCAUCAUCGACAAUCUUGAUAACUCUGUCCUUGAAGCUGUUCAUAGGGUUCGUGAGCUUGUUGGUCCUGAUCUCUCUACCAAGCUUGAGUUCAAUCUGGGUGAUUUGAGAAACAAAGGCGAUAUUGAGAAACUCUUUUCUAAUCAGAGAUUUGAUGCUGUGAUUCACUUUGCUGGUCUUAAAGCUGUGGGUGAAAGUGUUGGAAACCCUCGUCGUUACUUUGACAACAACUUAGUUGGAACUAUCAAUCUCUAUGAGACAAUGGCAAAGUACAACUGCAAAACGAUGGUGUUUUCCUCGUCUGCAACAGUGUAUGGCCAACCAGAAGUAGUCCCUUGUGUGGAAGACUUUGAGUUACAGGCUAUGAAUCCUUACGGUCGCACCAAGUUGUAUCUUGAAGAGAUAGCUAGAGACAUUCAUGCGGCAGAACCAGAGUGGAGGAUAAUUCUUUUGAGGUAUUUCAAUCCUGUUGGAGCUCAUGAGAGCGGGAGGAUUGGAGAAGAUCCAAAGGGCAUACCAAACAAUCUCAUGCCUUAUAUCCAGCAAGUUGCGGUUGGAAGAUUACCUGAACUCAAUGUGUUUGGACAUGACUAUCCUACAAAGGAUGGUAGCGCGGUCAGAGACUACAUCCAUGUAAUGGAUUUAGCAGAUGGACAUGUGGCUGCAUUGAACAAGCUAUUUAAUAAUCCAAAGAUUGGUUGUACUGCUUAUAAUCUUGGGACUGGUCAGGGAACUUCAGUCUUGGAAAUGGUCUCUGCUUUUGAAAAAGCUUCUGGCAAGAAAAUCCCAAUGAAGCUAUGUCCAAGAAGAGCUGGAGAUGCAACAGCUGUUUAUGCUUCAACUGAGAGAGCUGAGAAAGAACUCAACUGGAAGGCACAGUAUGGAGUGGAUGAGAUGUGCAGAGAUCAAUGGAACUGGGCAAACAAGAAUCCAUGGGGUUUCCAGGAAAAGCCUUGA
This is a messenger RNA of Eruca vesicaria subsp. sativa (arugula), 1194 nucleotides long. The record is from the annotation of a GenBank genome assembly. NCBI's taxonomy places the organism in Eukaryota, Viridiplantae, Streptophyta, Magnoliopsida, Brassicales, Brassicaceae.